Molecule: messenger RNA, 948 nt
Organism: Caenorhabditis remanei
Lineage: Eukaryota; Metazoa; Nematoda; Chromadorea; Rhabditida; Rhabditidae
Exons: 2
Coding region: 1-948 (315 amino acids)
Source: RefSeq, a predicted model, not a curated record
AUGACUUAUGUUACAAAAAUAGUUGGUUUCUCACCGGCUGACUUAGCUCCGCCACCUCCUCCAGCUGGUCCUCCUCCAACUCCGAAGUAUGCUGACUGGCCGGCAGCUCCACCACCUCCCAUCACUCCUUGUCCAACUCCGAAGUAUCCAGAUGUGGCUCCUCCGCCACCUACUCCCAUUGAUCCAGCUGGUGCUGGUGGAGCGGCCCCAAGAGCCGAAGCUCCUCCUCCUGGGGCAGCAACUCCGACGGCAGUCAUUGUGCUCGAUCCUCCUCCUGGGGCGACUCCGACAGCAGUCAUUGUCGAUGCUCCUUUUGGUGCACCUCCAACGGCUGUCAUGGUUGAGGCUCCAGUCGGGGCACCUCCAACAGCAGUCAUUGUCGAAGCUCCACCUCCCAUUGGGGCUCCUCCGACAGCGGUCAUAGUAGACGCUCCACGUGGGGCUCCACCAACGGCGGUCAUUGUCGAGGCUCCGGAUGGGGCUCCUCCAACAGCAGUCAUAGUGGAAGCUCCAGAUGGGGCUCCACCGAUGGCUGUCAUAGUUGAAGCUCCACGUGGGGCUCCACCAAUGGCAGUCAUUGUCGAGGCUCCGGAUGGAGCUCCUCCAACAGCUGUCAUAGUGGAAGCUCCAGAUGGGGCUCCACCCACAGCGGUCAUUGUUGAUUGUCCGCCUCCCAUUGGUGCUCCUCCAACAGCGGUCAUAGUAGAUGCUCCACGUGGAGCUCCACCAACGGCGGUCAUUGUCGAUGCUCCGGAUGGGGCUCCUCCAACAGCUGUCAUGGUGGAAGCUCCUGAUGGUGCAACGCCGAGGGCUGUCAUUGUGGAAGCUCCUCCACCAGCAGCUGCUAAAGAUUUGAAGUUGGGAUUACCUGCUUUCAAAUCAAAUUCUUACGUGGUGGCGCCAUUGGUGCAGCUCCGACUGGUGCGGCUCCAGCUCCAGUUGGUGUGA